AUGAUGCCCACUGCUUUUCUGUGCCUAUUACUGUUAAAUUUGCUGGUCUCAAUGGUCAACUCACUGUCCCAGCAGCCUUUUUCAGCCCAAAGUGAAAGCCAGCAGAAGAGCUCCUUAUCCCUGGAUCACACCAGCUGGUCUUUAGGGCUGAGGCUGUAUUCAGCCCUCCGCAGUAACGGCACUAACAUCAACACCCUCAUCUCUCCAGUGCUGCUCGCCAGUUCUCUGAGAGCUUUGAGCCACACAGCCAAAGAAACUACAGCGGGGCAGCUCCACGAUCUUCUAAAGAUGGGAAAAGAAGAAAAGAAAGCAGAGGAAGCUUUGUUUAGCACAUUGAAAUCCAUGAGCAAAGCAAAUGGAACCAGCUACACAUUGCAUGCUUCCUCAGCUCUUUUCUCCAAGCAGGUUUCCACACUGGAGAAGACCUUCUUGAAGAAGUUGAAAGCUCAGUUUGGGUUGGACCAUGUGGCUUUAGGUGCAGGGGAUAAACAGGUAGAUAUGGAGACACUCCACUCCUGGGCUAAAAAAGAAAUGGGAGGUGUGGAGACUCUGAAGCUGACUGAGAAACCAGCCACUAAAGAAGGAGCUUUAAUACUGGCUAAUGCAUUGCACUUUAAAGGGUUUUGGAAUCAUGACUUUGACAAAGACAAUGAAGAUCUGCGAAAUUUUCUGGGGACCAAGUACACCAAAGUACAGAUGAUGCACCAAGCAGGUGUAUAUCGGCACUAUGAGGACAUAGAGAAUAUGGUGCAGGUGUUGGAACUGGGACUGUGGGGUGGAAAGGCUAGCAUGGUGCUUCUGUUGCCCUUCCAUGUGGAGAAUCUCACCAGGCUGGAGCGUCUGCUGACCCUGGAGCGGCUGGAGAAGUGGCUGGGAAAGCUAAGCAGCAUGAACAUAACACUGUCAUUACCACGAGUCAACAUCAGCAGCGCACUCAGCCUACAGAAACAGUUAGCCGCACUGGGCGUGGUAGAUGCCUGGGACCAGAAGGUGGCUGAUUUCUCUGGACUGGGGAAGGGAAAUCUUCAUCUGGGGGAUGUUCUACAUUGGGCAUCGUUGGAGCUGGCCUCUGAAUCAGGCAGUAAGGACGGGACAGAUGAGAAGGAGCAUGUGAAGAACCCGAAACUGUUCUACGCAGAUCAUUCUUUCAUCAUCCUGGUGAAGGAUAACAGCACUGGAGCUCUGCUGCUGCUGGGUGCAUUGGAUCUGGCAGAGGGGAAGGCGAUGCAUGAUGAGCUGUAGCGUUAGCAUGGCAGGCACAUUGACACUGUUAUGAGCUAGAAACUCACAUUCAGUGUUCACUGAUUCAUUAAAGUGGCCGGAGUCCAGGGACCAUAGUGACACUCAUCUGAGCCUCUUGUUCAGUAGAAGUGUAAUGCUUGAAUAAAUGUGGAUUGUAGUAAAUGUGAUAAUUGUAUGUGCUGUAUUAGAAAACAUGUAGGUGCUAGACUUGAUACUUACCCUUUGGAAUCUUUCUUAAUGAUAUUGUUUUAAAAAUAGAGAACACUUUGUUAAUGAUUGGCAAAAACUGUUGUAAUUCCGACACUCAUCUGACCCCAUU
Trichomycterus rosablanca is the source of this 1561-nucleotide messenger RNA. RefSeq names its product serine (or cysteine) peptidase inhibitor, clade H, member 2 (gene serpinh2). The record is from RefSeq and is a predicted model, not a curated record. Gene Ontology annotation, cellular component: endoplasmic reticulum. NCBI's taxonomy places the organism in Eukaryota, Metazoa, Chordata, Actinopteri, Siluriformes, Trichomycteridae. Gene Ontology annotation, biological process: collagen fibril organization. The coding region runs from base 1 to 1242 and encodes 413 amino acids. Gene Ontology annotation, molecular function: serine-type endopeptidase inhibitor activity. The transcript has 4 exons.